AUGAAUAUUGAUCCAUUGAACAUGAAUGCAAGUGAGGAAUACAAAAAUGCAACUGACAUAUUCGACCAAAAUGUUUCACAUGUAAUUCAGCAGAUCCAUGAAAACCUAACGUUAUUCAUAGUUCCUUACCACCCACUGACGUCAUUUAUAGAACAAUAUACAAUCCCUGUUAUCUGUAUAUUCGGAUUAAUUACCAACACGCUGUCAUCAAUUGUGUUUUUACAGAAAACUCUUAGGGAUAGUUCUUGUAGUAUUUUUCUCGCAGCUAGAGGUUUCAUAGACAAUGGCUUCUUAUCAACAUUAUUGAUAGUGUGGAUAUCACAAACUUUCAAUCUCCAAUUAGGAUCUUUAAGUGGAUCAUGUAAAGUUAUCAUUUUUCUAAGCUACAUUUGCGGCUUCAUUUCUGUGUGGUUAGUUGUAUUUAUAACAUUCGAAAAUUACAUACGGAUUUGCAAGCCGUUUGUUGUAAAGAGGAUCUGUACAACGGCCUUGGCAAAGGUUAUUGUUGCUAUACUGUGUCUUAUCUCGAACAGGAUCGUGAACGAUGAUUUUGAUCUUGUUAUUUUAGAUAAAAUUUAUAACUCA
This is a messenger RNA of Ruditapes philippinarum (Manila clam), 585 nucleotides long. Its product is annotated as mu-type opioid receptor-like. The transcript is spliced from 2 exons. Gene Ontology annotation, molecular function: G protein-coupled receptor activity. Gene Ontology annotation, biological process: G protein-coupled receptor signaling pathway. Gene Ontology annotation, cellular component: plasma membrane. The record is from RefSeq and is a predicted model, not a curated record. The annotation marks the transcript as partial. Lineage: Eukaryota; Metazoa; Mollusca; Bivalvia; Venerida; Veneridae.